Xylona heveae TC161 is the source of this 1033-nucleotide messenger RNA. RefSeq lists its product as hypothetical. NCBI's taxonomy places the organism in Eukaryota, Fungi, Ascomycota, Xylonomycetes, Xylonales, Xylonaceae. The transcript has a single exon. The coding region runs from base 103 to 855 and encodes 250 amino acids. The record is from RefSeq and is a predicted model, not a curated record.
AGAGGCAAAAUACUCCUCGAAUUGAGCGGCUUCAUCCAAACUGCAUCGCUUGCCUCCGACGCUCUGUUAAAAUUCAACACCCAUAUCGGCUCCGCGGCCGACAUGGUCAUUGCAAAUACUCAAUCGACCAAGGAGGCUCUCGACCGCAUCCCACUGGAACCAGGCUCGCCUGGAGUUCUCUCUCGGACUUUUCGUGCCGUCAUUCCCUUUUACCACGACCCCCGCGCGAGGGCUAAAGCGGCGAUUGUCGCGCAGUAUCACAAACACUUGCACCACGUCCAAGACGAAAUCGAUAUUCUUCUUAUUGAAGCAAAUACGAUUCUUGGCUUCUUAUACGCCCUGGAAAACCAUCUCGAUUCCAUCUAUAAGUUCGCCUCAGAAGACAACGCACAGGUCCAGCUCUCCCGAGACGAGAUCCUUGGCCAUUUGUGGACCUUGACCGGUAUAUGGAAUACUAUUACCGGCGCCAGCAGCACUGCCGUGGGAGGGUGGCGUCUUUCCAAUCUUAUCGGCCGAGGCAGUGGCAGCAGAGAAGGAGGGUCAAGUAGAUCCAAACUCUCCGAUUACGACCGCCAAAUCGGCCUUCUGCGACAUGUCACCGAGAACCGCAAGUCCGUCUGGGCCCACGUUACUGGCGUCAUUAUGAAACUCAAAACCAUGCAUGCAGGACUCGAAAAUCUCCACGAACGUACCAAUGCCACAAAAUAUCGUAGAGACGGUACAGAUAUCCCGCUCAGUGUUCAUCUCGGCUAUGUCCAGCGUGGCGCGGAGCGACUCGAGGCUGAAAGAAAACGUUCCAAGAAGAUGGAAGACGAUGUUGUGAAGAAAAUACUCGAUCUGGCACAUGGAAGAUGAGAGGUGGGUUGCUCCGACGAUCCUUCCGGCUAUUAUUUUGCGCAAAUGAAGUAGCAUCAUUUCCUCUUCUUCUUCUUCUUUUUCUUCUUCUUCAUUCCACUCAUUAUAAGGUCUAAUUAUUACAGUAUUACUUGAUAUAGGGUUAAGGGCUUAAACCAUUUAUUUAAUGCACUGUAAC